Messenger RNA from Suillus paluster, 728 nucleotides. RefSeq lists its product as uncharacterized. The record is from RefSeq and is a predicted model, not a curated record. Bases 69 to 587 code for a protein of 172 amino acids. The transcript is spliced from 4 exons. NCBI's taxonomy places the organism in Eukaryota, Fungi, Basidiomycota, Agaricomycetes, Boletales, Suillaceae.
CAAAGUUUAACAAACUGCAAACUCAUCAUCGGGCAGUCAUUUGGUCGUCGAGAAUCCUCCAGCUAAACAUGGCUGACGAAUUUGAUCUUGAAGCACUCGUGCACCUGGAACAGACGUUCUACGACGCCGGGUACGCCGACGGCUUUGUCCAUGGUCGUAUUCAUGGGUUGAUCGAAGGUCGAGCGCUCGGGCGCGAGAAGGGCUUCGAGAUAUGGGAGGAGAUCGGAUUUUACGAGGGAUUUGCUAAUACUUGGCAAGCAAUAUAUGCAAAGCAUGGACACAACGACCAGCGCGCAUUACACCACAUCAAGCAUCUUCUUGAUCUCAUAUCACAGUUCCCGCGAAUAAAUCCCUCCGCAGCUGCAGUGACAUAUGACGCUACGGAAGAGAUCGAUAUUUCGAAGCUGCAGCGCCAGAUUCGAUCGCGAUAUAAGGCGUUAUGUGCAUCUCUCGGUGUAAAGCCUACACUAAGGGCGGUCGAUGUAGACUCGACUGAUGAGGGUGUGCAAAGUAUGGAUCAGCAGAAACAAGUUUGGAAACUAGAAGAAGAUGCAAGAAGACCGACGAUGCAAGGACUGAGUUUUUGAAGAGGACUCCAAGACAGAUCCAAAGGUCACGCCUUUACGCGCGAAACACUUACAUAUGGAUAUCCACCAAAUAUCCAAGAUGACAACGGCAAUAUCGCAUUAAGAGCUCGGAUUUUUAUCCGAGUAAGCAUAGGUAAUACA